This is a messenger RNA of Cladocopium goreaui, 228 nucleotides long. The record is from the annotation of a GenBank genome assembly. NCBI's taxonomy places the organism in Eukaryota, Dinophyceae, Suessiales, Symbiodiniaceae.
AUGUGCCAGCCUGCACCUUCACCGGCUACACAGCGCUGGGUAGCUUCGCUCCCUCCUCGCGGCGGCUCAAGGCGACCUCUCGGCAGCUCCAGAUGGUUUCUUCGCCGACAGUGCCCACCAACAAACAGAUUGACAUCACGGUGGUGUGGGGCAUUCGCGCGCCCAAGACCAUCCCCUUGUUGGGUCCGAACGCUGAACGCUGGUCCUAUGAUCCGCACUUCCAGAUGA